AUGGCCAAUCAUUUCUUCCUUAAUGGAGAGAUCCUAUAUAGGAGAACUUCGGAUUUAGGAUUGCUGAGGUGUGUCGACGCCGUAGAAGCGACAAGGCUUUUGGAAGAAAUACACGCAGGAACAUGUGGACCUCACAUGAAUGGGUUCACUUUGGCAAUGAAGAUUUUAAGUGCCAGAUAUUUUUUGAUGACCAAGGGGAGAGAUAGCAUCCGGUAUGUGCAAAAGUGUCAUCAGUGUCAAGUGCAUGGAGAUUUUAUUCGGGUUCCACCGAAUGAGCUCAAUGUGAUGGGUUCCCCUUGGUCGUUUGCCGCUUGGGGCAUGGAUGUUGUUGGACCCAUAGAGCCUCCCGCAUCAAAUGGACAUUGUUUCAUCCUGGUGGCUAUCGACUAUUUCACAAAAUGGGUGAAAGCUUCGACAUACAAGGCAGUAACAAAGAAGAUGGUAGCACACUUUGUUCGCAACAAUAUAGUUUGUCGAUUUGGAAUUCCAGAAUCAAUCAUAACAGAUAAUGCAACCAACCUCAAUAGCGACGUUAUGGAAGAAACUUGUGAAAGGUUCAAGAUUGCUCAUUGA
Solanum tuberosum (potato) is the source of this 573-nucleotide messenger RNA. RefSeq lists its product as uncharacterized. NCBI's taxonomy places the organism in Eukaryota, Viridiplantae, Streptophyta, Magnoliopsida, Solanales, Solanaceae. Gene Ontology annotation, biological process: DNA integration. Gene Ontology annotation, molecular function: nucleic acid binding. The transcript has a single exon. The record is from RefSeq and is a predicted model, not a curated record. Bases 1 to 573 code for a protein of 190 amino acids.